GGAAGUAAAUAUCGCGCUUCGAGAGACACAUAGAAGUCCAUAGUGAACGAUUAAUACAAACGCAAGAAGAGAAAUUUUACUCGGUAGUCAGAUGCUCUCUGUUGCUUUACUGCAAGCGAUACGUCUUCCUGAAUUGUGUGACUAGAGGAGAAGCGCUAAAUUGCUUUCACUGGAAAAACGUGAUAAAGAUGUUGAUGUUGAUUUUGCGUGAAGGCAAGAAGCGGUCACGUCCGAUAAUCCCGCAACUCGUACGUGGUAAAUGGAUUUCCCAGGAAUUAAACAAGGGAGACGAUUCGGUCGUAUGUACGUCCGGACUGGCACUUGCUUGCACCUGCUCGGCCACCGAUAAGAUUAUUUACAGCAUGAACGAAAUCGUAUUACACGCAUCUGUGCGCGGAAAUUGGCACGAACGCCGUUCCGGUUCUUUUCAAAACGACCAGCACGUUCUAAUUGCAUUUGCGAUUCACACUGGAAAUCUAAGUGACCAAACAAAAGCUGUGGUAUUGGAGAAAAUUGAGUGUUUAUUUAACAGAGGAAUUAUUUGUUAAUGAAAAAUUAUUUUUAAAUGUUUCGAAAGUUU
Messenger RNA from Pogonomyrmex barbatus (red harvester ant), 580 nucleotides. RefSeq lists its product as uncharacterized. NCBI's taxonomy places the organism in Eukaryota, Metazoa, Arthropoda, Insecta, Hymenoptera, Formicidae. The record is from RefSeq and is a predicted model, not a curated record.